Molecule: messenger RNA, 890 nt
Organism: Aspergillus piperis CBS 112811
Lineage: Eukaryota; Fungi; Ascomycota; Eurotiomycetes; Eurotiales; Aspergillaceae
Exons: 1
Coding region: 39-491 (150 amino acids)
Source: RefSeq, a predicted model, not a curated record
CAAUUAAGUACCUGGGAAUUGUUCAGGAGAGAGGUGGCAUGAUGAAGAUUUCUCCUGCUUCUUUCAUCUCACCUCAAAACUCUCUGCAAAGUGUUGAGUGCAUGAUAUCUGGAUAUUUACUCAAGCAUGAUGUUACGCUGAAGUUCUUCCACUGCCGGACCCCUGUGGUCCACCCCCAAUGCCCGGUUUGGCGGUGGAGAUAUGACAACAUAGUCACCUCCAGCUACAAAGUACCGCUCUACAGAGUACUGAAUGCAAUCAUAUACUGUGUACAUUUGCUCAUUCAUCCUUGUGCAUUUGACCGGGAGCAUGAGAGUUCGUCAAAGGAAUGCUGCUACACACUCGACAGUGGCACUAUCCCGCCGAGACCGUGGUGCAACACUGGUGACACGAUUCGUACACAGCAAGUGGCGCGGUGUAUCUCGACCCCUGUUCAAACAGCAUCCCAGUACAACCAAAUCAUCUUGCAACGAAGUUCCCAGGUUCAAUGAAAGCCUGGACUAUCACAAGAUCCAUUGCACCACCAUAUAUACCACACCAGACACAAAGCCUUCGCCAGUACUAGGCAAACACCCUGCUAGCUGACACCCGUUCAUGUUAAUCAGCCAUCAGUGCUCGGAGACAAAGACACGCAAUUCACAUACGCCUACUAACAUUCUCACUAAAAACCAGUUACCCACAUAUUCCCACACCUUUCGGAACCCCCUUGGCCCUUUCGCUAUCAUGUGAACAUUUCCUCUGACAUCGCACGAACCACUCAACCUUCCCAUCCCCCUGUUAUACCCUCUUCACCCAGCAUCUUCCAACGAGCAAGCCCGGCUAGCUCAAUCGGUAGAGCGUGAGACUCUUAAUCUCAAGGCUGCGGGUUCGAGCCCCGCGUUGGGCUGUUC